UUUUCUUCUUUUUUUCCCCUCUUUAUUAUUGACAAAAUAAUUAUAUAAAGAAGAACAAAAUAAUUUGUUUUUUUUAAUUAAGAAAAAAAAAAAAAAGCUAAUUUCUACUUUCCUUAAACAUUUUACUUUAAGCUUUUAUUUUUAUUCUUUCCUUUUUAUAACAUAUACACUCCUCUCCUUUCAUUCAAUAUUUAUAUACACACACACACACAAAAAAAGAUAGAAAAAUACACAUCACAAUGAAUAACGUAACUCUUGGUUUUGAGCAAUAUAAUUUUAUCUCUCACCCUUAUCAACCUGCGAAAAUGGACUUUUACGAUGUACAAAUAUAUUCCCCUUCUACUCCAACAACACCAGGUAAUAAUAAAUAAUAAAAAGAUAGCAUAUACAUGUAUGUAUGUAUAUUGGAUUGACAUUGGGUUAUCAUUAGGAUUUCCUAGCUACGAAACUCUUGUGCCUACAGUAGUACCCAAUUGUGUUCCACAGCCUGUUGUACCAUCACAGAUUGACAUGUACAAUGCUAUGCCACCAAGUCCUGGAUCUCCUGGUACACCUACUUCAUUAUCAUCAUCAUCACCCUUAUCAUCCCCAUCAUCACCAGAGGUCUCUAGCCCAUCAUUAUUACCCAGUUAUAUGUCCCUGACUGAGAAAAUCAAUAAAAGAAUCGCUCAAGUGAAUACAUUACCGGAUUCCUUUUUACCUGAAUUUCAUCAAUACUCCAAGGAAACAUAUGAAAAUGGAGGUACCUGUAUGAAGAGAAAGCGUCGUCGUCAUCCUCAUCACGACUAUGACUCGGAUAAUAAUAAUAAUAAUAAUAGUAGUAAUAAUAACGAUAAUGACUAUGAGAAUGGGUUGUCUGCAGCUGAGAUACGUCGUCAAGUUCAUAUUCAAUCUGAACAAAAGCGUCGAGCUCAAAUUAAAGAUGGUUUUGAAGUCCUUCGUCAACAUUUACCUGGUUGUGCUAAUAAAAAGAUGAGUAAAGCUGCUUUGUUACACCGUACCGUUCAACAUAUUCAACACAUGAAAAAGAAUCAGGCUUCUAUCAUGGCUGAAAUUGAACGAUUAGUUCAAGAAAAUGAAAAGUUAAAAGCUCAACAACAACAGCAAAGACUUUUUAUUUAAGUUACAAAAUAUCCAAAAUAAAAUAAAUAAAAAUUUAUUUUUGUACAAAAAAAAA
This is a messenger RNA of Cokeromyces recurvatus, 1177 nucleotides long. RefSeq lists its product as uncharacterized. Gene Ontology annotation, cellular component: nucleus. NCBI's taxonomy places the organism in Eukaryota, Fungi, Mucoromycota, Mucoromycetes, Mucorales, Mucoraceae. The transcript has a single exon. Gene Ontology annotation, biological process: regulation of transcription by RNA polymerase II. Bases 319 to 1122 code for a protein of 267 amino acids. Gene Ontology annotation, molecular function: RNA polymerase II cis-regulatory region sequence-specific DNA binding; protein dimerization activity; DNA-binding transcription factor activity, RNA polymerase II-specific. The record is from RefSeq and is a predicted model, not a curated record.